This is a messenger RNA of Salarias fasciatus (jewelled blenny), 1383 nucleotides long. Its product is annotated as voltage-dependent calcium channel gamma-7 subunit-like. The coding region runs from base 244 to 1329 and encodes 361 amino acids. Lineage: Eukaryota; Metazoa; Chordata; Actinopteri; Blenniiformes; Blenniidae. The record is from RefSeq and is a predicted model, not a curated record. Gene Ontology annotation, cellular component: postsynaptic density membrane; AMPA glutamate receptor complex. The transcript is spliced from 6 exons. Gene Ontology annotation, molecular function: channel regulator activity; voltage-gated calcium channel activity. Gene Ontology annotation, biological process: calcium ion transport; positive regulation of synaptic transmission, glutamatergic; postsynaptic neurotransmitter receptor diffusion trapping.
ACACACACACACACACCCCAGUCCCACCUCCCUUUACCCAAAACUACAGUGAAGCAAAUUCAAGCGAUUCUCCGCAGUGCUGACAGAGAGCGGAGUGAAGUAAAGAAGGAGAGAGAGAGAGAGAGAGAGAGAGAGAGGGAGAGAGAGAGAAAGAGAGAGAGAGAAACUGCAAAUUUGGUGGCCAGGCUUCCCAGUGCGCACUGAUCUCGGCUGCACCGUCCGACCAGCUCUCCGCUCUGCAGGAUGAGUUCGUUCAGCACGAGGGCUCUGACGUUGCUCUCGUCGGUGUUCGGGGCCUGCGGCCUGCUGCUGGUGGGCGUCGCCGUGUCCACAGACUACUGGCUGCUGAUGGAGGAGGGCAUCGUCCUGCAGCAGAACCAGACCACCGAGGUCAAGAUGGCGCUGCACUCCGGCCUGUGGAGGGUCUGCUUCGUGGCAGGACCGGAGAAGGGCAGAUGUGUGGCCUCCGAGUAUUUCACCGAGCCAGAGAUCGAGAUCACCACUGAAAACACAGCCAACAUACUCAAAAUGGUCCGCACUGCCACCCCGUUCCCCAUGGUGUCCCUGCUCUUCGUCUUCACCGCCUUCGUCAUCAGUAACAUCGGGCACAUCCGGCCGCAGCGCACCAUCCUCGCCUUCGUCUCGGGGAUAUUCUUCAUACUGUCAGGUCUCAGCCUGGUGGUGGGUCUGGUUUUAUACAUCUCCAGUAUUAAUGACGAGGUGAUGAACCGGCCCAGGGAGCCCGAGCAGUUCUUCCACUACCACUACGGCUGGUCCUUCGCCUUCGCCGCCUCCUCCUUCCUGCUCAAAGAGGGUGCGGGGGUCAUGUCCGUCUACCUCUUCAUGAAGCGCUACGCUGAGGAGGAGCUCUACCGGCCCCACCCUGCUCUCUACCGCCCCCGCAUGUCUGACUGCAGCGACUACAGCGGCCAGUUCCUCCAUCCGGACUCCUGGCCCCCUCCCCAGCGAGGCCGCAGUCCCUCCGACGUCUCCUCCGACAUCUCCAUCCAGCUCAACCAGACUCCGCCCCCGCAGCCGCCCCCGAAGGGGGGCAGCAGCUCCCAGGCGACGCCCUCCUCCUCUGGGCCGUCGUCGGCCGCCAGCUACCAGCUGCAGCCGGCCUCCUCCUCCUCCACCUCCUCCUCCUACCCGCAUCCCCUUCACCCAGGUGCCACCUCCACCUUACCCAGGGUCUCCCACGCCCACCCUCAGCCCCACCCCCACCCGAGCGGGCCCCCGCCCCAGUCCCUGCCCAUGGCGGCGCCCCCCACCGCCGUGCCUCCACCUCGCUACCACACACACAUGCGAAUGAGUGCCUCGCCAUGCUAGGCUCGUGGAAGCAGGGGAAAGGGAGGGCAAACACAACUGGGGUUGGUGACGGAG